This is a messenger RNA of Striga hermonthica, 508 nucleotides long. The record is from the annotation of a GenBank genome assembly. Lineage: Eukaryota; Viridiplantae; Streptophyta; Magnoliopsida; Lamiales; Orobanchaceae.
GUUCAAGGAGCUAAUACGCGAGAAAUAUUAUCCCGCGUACUAUCGAGCUGAGAUGGAACGUCAAUUUCUGGCACUCAAACAAGGUACUCGUACAGUGGAUGAGUAUGAGCGAGAAUUCACUCGACUUAGAGCCUUUUUUCCUGAUUUGGUGAGCACAGAGGCAAAGAGAUCGAGGCGUUUCACUGACAGGCUUUUGCCAGUAGUCCGUCAUAACAUUGUAGGCCAUGGAGUCCAAUCCUAUGCCCGUGCAGUUACUAUAGCCCAAGAGGUGAACGCAAGCAUUCGAAGGGAGGCCAACCACAAUCCCAAAAAGAUGUUACGACGAGGUGAUUGUCAGGGUUAUCUUGUAAGUCUUGUCAGCGAUGAACCGAAAGCACGGACACCUCACGACGUUCCUAUUGUGCGUGAGUUUGUGGAUGUGUUUCCGGACCAACUUCCAGGAGGACCACCUAACUGGCAGGUAGAGUUCUCUAUUGGUCUUAUUCCAGGAGCCGGCCCAGUUUCCAAA